CUAAAUUCGUAUAAUUAUGAUUGUUGAGGUCCAAAAUUUAAGUCUCUUGGCUCUUUUCACGCUUUCUCACAAACAGAUUAAAAAAUAGAUUUUUUUUUUUGAAGUUUGGACAAACCAUUGCUUCGUCUGGUGUCUACAAUACAUAUGACUCAUACAGUACUAAUUUACCAGAUCGGAAAAAUUUUAUGUUGAAAAGAAAAAUUUAUAGAUCCAAUGUCACAUUCUGUAAAAAUUUAUGAUACAUGUAUAGGAUGCACUCAAUGUGUACGAGCUUGUCCAACAGAUGUAUUAGAAACGAUACCCUGGGAUGGAUGUAAAGCCAAGCAAAUUGCUUCCGCGCCAAGAACCGAAGAUUGUGUGGGUUGCAAGAGAUGCGAAUCCGCCUGUCCGACAGAUUUUUUAAGCGUCCGCGUUUAUUUAGGGCCUGAAACAACCCGUAGCAUGGCUCUAUCUUAUUGAUACGUUACAAAAAACUCCACUUGAAUCGUCUGAUUCCUCUUUACCGAAGAAGCCUGUGCUCGAAAUAAUCGAGCACGGGCUUUUGUGGGCAAAACGUAUCUUAUCUUUAUCACUUUAUCAUGAGUUAUUUUCCUUGGUUAACAAUACUUGUAGUUUUGCCGAUAUUUGCAGGUUCAUUAAUUUUCUUUUUACCUCAUAGGGGAAACAAAAUCGUUAGGUGGUAUACUAUAUCCACUUGUUUAUUAGAAUUCCUUCUAAUGACUUAUGCAUUCUGUUAUCAUUUCCAACUGGAGGAUCCCUUAAUCCAAUUAAAAGAGGAUUCUAAAUGGAUAGAUGUCUUCGAUUUCCACUGGAGAUUGGGAAUUGAUGGACUUUCAUUAGGAUCCAUUUUAUUGACAGGAUUUAUCACUACUUUAGCUACUUUAGCUGCUUGGCCUGUUACCCGGAAUUCGCGAUUAUUCUAUUUCCUGAUGCUAGCAAUGUAUAGUGGUCAAAUAGGAUUAUUUUCUUCGCGAGACCUUUUACUUUUUUUUAUCAUGUGGGAGUUAGAAUUAAUUCCUGUGUACUUACUUUUAUCCAUGUGGGGGGGGGGGGGGGGGCAAAGAGGCGUCUAUAUUCAGCUACAAAGUUUAUUUUGUAUACUGCAGGCGGUUCCAUUUUUUUCUUAAUCGGAGUUCUGGGUAUGGGCUUGUACGGUUCCAACGAACCGGGAUUAGAUUUGGAAAGAUUAAUUAAUCAAUCAUACCCUGCAACCUUGGAAAUACUUUUAUAUUUUGGCUUCCUUAUUGCUUAUGCUGUC
Messenger RNA from Brachypodium distachyon (stiff brome), 1258 nucleotides. RefSeq names its product NAD(P)H-quinone oxidoreductase chain 4, chloroplastic. NCBI's taxonomy places the organism in Eukaryota, Viridiplantae, Streptophyta, Magnoliopsida, Poales, Poaceae. The record is from RefSeq and is a predicted model, not a curated record. Gene Ontology annotation, molecular function: NADH dehydrogenase (ubiquinone) activity; ubiquinone binding. The transcript has a single exon. Gene Ontology annotation, biological process: aerobic respiration; electron transport coupled proton transport; ATP synthesis coupled electron transport. Bases 579 to 1127 code for a protein of 182 amino acids.